GGCCAAUCAGGUCAGGGCAAACACUAUAAUGGUCUUUUAGAAGAGCCAGUCUUGUACGAAGAUGGGACUACUGGUGUUUAUGCGUAACCUGCUACUAGCCCUCUGUCUCUUUCUGGUGUUGGGAUUUCUCUAUUACUCAGCUUGGAAACUGCAUCUUCUCCGAUGGGAGGAUUCAAAUUCAGUGGUUCUUUCCUCUGACUCCGUUGGACGUUCAAUAGGCUCAGGAAGGAGAGAGAGAAAAUCUACGUCUCCUGUGCCUCUGUCAUCUCUCCUACCACACCUUGCCGCUGAGCUGGGAACAGGCAAAGCUCAGAAAGAACCUGUGGCUGUUCCACACCCAAUCGCUCCUAAAUAUGACAAACUCGGCUUUCUUAUCAAGGUGGACUCCAAAUUGCCUCCAGAGCUAGCAUCAAAGUAUGCUAACAUCUCAGAGGGAGUUUGCAAACCUGGAUAUGCAUCUGCUCUCAUGACUGCCAUCUUCCCAAAGUUCUCCAGACCAGCACCAAUGUUCUUGGAUGACUCCUUCAGAAAGUGGGCGCGUAUUCGGGACUUUGUGCCUCCCUUUGGAAUUAAAGGACAAGAUAAUCUGAUCAAAGCCAUCCUGUCAGUAACCAAAGAUUACCGCCUUACUCCAGCCCUUGACAGUCUCAGUUGCCGGCGAUGUAUUAUUGUGGGAAACGGUGGCAUUCUAGCAAACAAAUCAUUGGGGCUGAAAAUUGAUGACCAUGACAUUGUUAUCAGGCUAAACUCCGCUCCAGUAAAAGGUUUUGAAAAGGAUGUUGGUGGCAAAACAACCAUGCGGAUAACCUAUCCAGAGGGGGCCAUCCAGAAACCGGAACAAUAUGAAAAGGAUUCUCUCUUUGUGCUAGCAGGGUUCAAGUGGCAAGACUUCAAGUGGCUGAAGUACAUUGUUUAUAAGGAGAAAGUGAGUGCCUCAGAUGGCUUUUGGAAGUCUGUGGCAACUCAAGUUCCAAGACAGCCUCAUGAGAUCCGUAUCCUGAAUCCAUAUUUCAUCCAGGAGGCAGCUUUCAGCUUUAUUGGCCUUCCUUUCAACAAUGGACUGAUGGGAAGAGGGAACAUUCCAACUCUGGGAACUGUAGCAAUAACCAUGGUACUCCACAACUGUGAUGAAGUAGCAGUGGCUGGAUUUGGUUAUGACAUGAACUCUCCCAACGCACCAUUGCACUACUAUGAGAACAUCAAGAUGUCUGCUAUCAAAGAGUCCUGGACGCACAACAUCCAGAGGGAGAAGGAGUUCCUGCGGAAACUGGUGAAAGCCCGAGUAAUCACAGACCUCACUAGCGGAAUCUGAGGAGGCACAGCCACUGUGCUGAAGGGCACGGCCACACGCGUACAGCUGAGGACAAGGGGAGUGAGCAGUCCCUGGCAAGAAUCCCAGCUUCUUAGAGACGCACAAUGCCCUUGGCAAGUCUCCUUGGCUUGCUCUGUCCGACUGCAUCGGGGCUGCUAGGGGAGUGGCGGUUGUUGGCCUGAGGGGGCAGGCCCCACCCUUGGAACUUCAGGUGAAUCAUGCUUGAGAUGGAGCAUCAUUGGAGAGAACAAAAAUAGGCGAGUGAAACAAAAUAAAUUGUGCCAAAUGGGAACAGGAGCCAGGCCGGAGGCAGCAGUGCUUGAAUGUACAAUGUAUUAUUUUUUUACGAAGAAAGAAACUCUUGAGAAUCAUGUUCAAUGUGGCAAGGUGCAAAGUGGAGCCUGGCUUGUACUCAUGCGCCAUAGGACACCUAAACUGCCUCUGUGCCAUCUGUGGCCCUUUGUAGGGCCUAAGUCCAUCCAAAACAUGUCUGCUGUUGGUGCUGCUAUAAAUUAAAGAGACUGUAG
Messenger RNA from Euleptes europaea (tarantolino), 1839 nucleotides. It is a transcript of the gene ST3GAL3, whose product is annotated as ST3 beta-galactoside alpha-2,3-sialyltransferase 3. Lineage: Eukaryota; Metazoa; Chordata; Lepidosauria; Squamata; Sphaerodactylidae. Gene Ontology annotation, molecular function: sialyltransferase activity. The transcript is spliced from 13 exons. The coding region runs from base 62 to 1312 and encodes 416 amino acids. The record is from RefSeq and is a predicted model, not a curated record.